Ictalurus furcatus (blue catfish) is the source of this 3792-nucleotide messenger RNA. RefSeq names its product PHD finger protein 19 (gene phf19). The coding region runs from base 815 to 2503 and encodes 562 amino acids. The transcript is spliced from 15 exons. Gene Ontology annotation, cellular component: nucleus. NCBI's taxonomy places the organism in Eukaryota, Metazoa, Chordata, Actinopteri, Siluriformes, Ictaluridae. The record is from RefSeq and is a predicted model, not a curated record. Gene Ontology annotation, biological process: chromatin organization; regulation of DNA-templated transcription. Gene Ontology annotation, molecular function: chromatin binding; DNA binding.
AUAAUAAUAAUAAUAAUAAUUGUGGACACUCUUGCUAUACAUAAUACAUCAUCAGUUCAGAUUAGUAGAUGCGUAAUAACACACCGAAUAAAUAAACAUUAUUCCAGCUUAUAAACUCAUAUAUUAAAUCAAUAUUUAUCUAACUUAUAAACUCAUAUAUUAAAUCAAUAUUUAUCUAAUUUAUAAACUCAGAACAUACCCAGCUAAUGUUUAUACUCUUAUAACUAACUAGGCUGUUGCAUUAAAAUGUUCAUUUUAAAACAUCUCAUUUAAAUAAUAUAUCAUUUUAAAAAGCAUAUGUGUCUAAACUCCGCUAUAAUCUUCUUUACUCACUUGAAGAAACCAAACCCUAUUUCAUUAUUUCUGCACGCAGCCCACUGAUGAUUCAGAUUCAGGCCGCAUCCCAAUCCGUGUUCACCGUCACUAAACAGUCCUCCACCUGUAGCGCCAUGGCAACCACAGUACCGUUAGCUCUGGCGUACUACUUUUCUGUACUAUGUCAUGGUCUAGCGCGCGGUUUGGGACGCAGCCCUUGCGAGAGGCGGUGAGAAGCGGUACUUCCGGUCUGGCGAUGACGGAGGGGGCGAUGUUAAUUACAUAAGCAAAACGUAAACGAUUCGCGGGAAAAGGUGAAAAAAUGGCGACUCGCACAGAGUCUGUUUGCGCGUUCAGCUGAAGCUGGAGAAACUUUUGCGUUAGCGAAUGGAAAUAUCGCACCGCGAGUGGAGCGCAGACGUUUUUUUGCGAGGGAACAUUUUAUCCCCCCGGGGCGAGGAGAGCAAUCAAGACGGAAAUCUAGGUGCGUGUGUUAAGGAUGUUGGAGGGAGCGUGCCGGGAUGGCUACCUGGCUGUAGGUGAGGAGGAGCUGGAGGCCAAGCGGCUGCUGCCCAAGCACGACAAAAACUGCAGCGACCUGGAGAGCAAGCUGACCGUGGGCCAGUACGUACUCUGCCGCUGGUCUGAUGGCCUGUAUUACUUGGGCAAGAUCCAAAGGGUUAGCGCUUCAAAGCAGAGCUGCUUCGUGACGUUUGAAGACAACUCCAAGUUCUGGGUGCUUUGGAAAGACAUACAACACGCUGGCGUUCCGGGAGAAGAGCCCAAAUGCUCCGUGUGCUCCGAGAUGACUGUGGUGUCUGAGAAUAAAAUCCUUAUCUGUGGAAAAUGUGGAAUCGGCUACCACCAGCUGUGCCACAUGCCGCAAGUGGAGAGCUCAGCUGACCUCUCGCCUUGGUUCUGCAGGAAGUGCAUUUUUGCCUUAGCAGUGAGAAAAGGGGGCGCACUAAAGAAGGGCCCCAUAGCUAAAGCACUGCAGGCCAUGAAACAGGUGCUCACCUACAACGCUGAGGAACUGGAGUGGGACUCUCUGCACCGCACCAACCACCAGCAGUGCUACUGCUACUGCGGGGGACCUGGAGAAUGGUACCUGAAAAUGCUGCAGUGUUUCCGCUGCGAGCAGUGGUUUCACGAAGCGUGCACGCAGUGCCUGCAGGAGUCCAUGAUGUUCGGAGAUAGGUUUUACUUGUUCAUUUGUGCCGUGUGCAAUAAGGGAGUGGAGUACAUCAAACGCCUGGCGCUGCGCUGGGUGGACGUGGUCCAUUUGGCCCUGUACAACCUGGGAGUACAGAGUAAGAAAAAGUACUUUGAACUGGAGGAGAUCCUCAGCUUCAUCAGCAACAACUGGGAUCAUUUCCAGCUGGGCAAGCUUGCAAACACUCCUCCCUCAGAGAGAGGCCAGCUCAUCCUUGAUGCUCUUAACAACUACAAAAGCAAGUUUCUCUGCGGAAAGGAGAUCAAGAAGAGGAAAUGUAUCUUUCGGCUGAGGACGAGAGUUCCCCCCAACCCCCCCUCCAAGCUCUUUCCAGAGAAGACGCCAAAAAGUGAAGGACGCAGAGGCUGCAAGAAAGGAGCAACACGCAACGGUUUUGGUCCUGCGGAGAAGCGGAGGAAGAAGAGAUCUAAAUGGCUGCUGGAGGAUGCUAUUCCCAACAAUGAGAUGAUGUCCACCUGGAGCUCCAAUCACCACAUGGCUAACAUCUUCGACUUUACGCUCGACGAGUUGCAGAGUUUGAAAAGUACUAGUUCAGGACGGACAUUCAGUCUGGAUCAGGACUCAACAGAUGCAGCGAGCACUUCAGGCUCUGCCACUACCAGUGUGUCCUACGACUUCAGGAAGAACGUGGGCAGCAGGAAGAGGAAGCUUCCUUCAUCCAACUACAGUGCUCUGGCCAGUAAGCGGGAGGCGAUGGAGAGCGAGCUGAGUCCAGUGGGUACGCCAGUGGUCGAGUCCGGGGACGUAAUGGGCGGUGCCAUCGACAGCCACACCUUUGAAAGCCUGAGCGAAGAUGACACGUCCCUCUCACACCUCAAGUCUUCUAUUACCAGCUACUUCGGCGCAGCAGGGCGCCUCACGUGCGGCGAAAAGUACCAGGUUCUGGCACGCAGGGUCACGCCAGAGGGCAAGGUGCAGUACCUGGUGGAAUGGGAAGGCACCACGCCUUACUGAGUCACUUAUCUGAGGGCAUGCGAAUGGAGAUGAGGUUCAAGAUGGGGGUUCUUCACUUCCAGGCCUGGGGAGUCACAGUGGGGCAGAGUUCAAGAUUCCAAAAAAUGAACAGAUGAAAUGGGCACAGAUGCCCAAGUGGUCAGUCAGAUUGUCCAACAUCAUCCUGUCAUUAAGAUCAUAGUUAAAGUGAUGUCAUGGAUGACUCUUGGAGUACUGUGACCUUCCAGGGUUGGGAUUGAAGAACACUUGAGCAAACCGUUAUAGAAUGUCACCUUGCUUACAGUAGUUUAUCCUUUUUUAUUUUUUUUUCCUCCUUCUUUCUUCUUUUUACGUUACACAAACAGGUAAACGAUUGAGUUCCAGAAUUCUAGUUUUCUAGUGCAAUUGUAGUUUUCUAAAGGAUCUUAGAAAUAUAUAUGGGUACACAUAGGUUGUGCACUUACCCCAUGUUGGGUAAUGAAGUGUGUUUUCAUUGUUGUUGUUGGUUUUUGUCCCAGUGUCCUGUUGACAGGGCACUAUAAACAGCACAAAACUCACUUGUCUCACUCGAUUCAGCCCGUUAACAUCCUAGUACUUAAAACUUGUGUUUUUUUUUUUUGUUUGUUUUUGUUGUCGUUUUUUCUAGUUUCAGUUGUCGCACUUGCAGACUGGUUUAAUUUUAAAGUCUGUGUGAGAUAAUGUUUUAAAAUUAUAUAGCCAUGACACAAAACAUUUAUUAAAUGUUGACCCUCAAGGGUGUUAAACCAUCGCCAGUACGAAUAGUGGACAACAUGAUGGCAGUUUGCCUUCACGUGCCGCGGUAUUACAUUUUUUAACCACGCCCACAUCAACUCAGUUAAUGCAUGAUGAAUUUUUAUGUUUGUUUGUUUACAGAAGGAGGCAUGGUGCAUACUCCUUCUGUAAAUGAAACUAUCUUAAGGAUGUGGUCUUUUCUGAACACAACUAUCCCCCCUACUCCCUCUGACGGCUACACGCUUCACAGUGAAAAUUCUGAAGGAUCCCUGUCUAGGGGUCAAAAUUGCCAUUUGGUCGUUCCUUUCAAGGACGAUCAUUUUGAAGAACGCUUUGCCACGUCAUCACUUCACUUUGGCACGAGUAGACAAACGUGAACGGACGUGCCAUGCAUAGGGCUCAUCUCUUCAGAGCGGAACACGGCCUCGGUUCCCUACAUGGAAACAGGGCGUGUUUACAAGACGUGUAAGACACACGCUCUUCCAGCAUCUGUCAAUAAAUUUUCAUCUGCUGUGCGAACGUGAGUCAUUUAGAAUUACUCAGCCAUGUUGUCCACU